AUGAGAGAUGAAAUUGAUGUGCCUGUAGCUCAUCAAGUAAAAAAAAAUAAGACAGAAAUGCUUAUAUCACAAUUUUGGCUUAUUUUAUUAGCAUUGGUCAAAUUAUGCCUAUGUGUACCUACGGUAUCUGAUUUGGAAAAGAGACACUGGGGAAAUAAAGAGUGUAUUAGAAAUGCGUGCCCUGGACUCGAUUUCAAAUGGCGUAGUACAUACUAUGGGAUUAUGAAUUAUGACAUGAAUGUAAUUGGUGUGAAUUAUUUGGGGAAAGAUAGUUACGAAGUAACAAUCCAUGUCGUUGGUGACAAGCAAAUCCCGCUCAAGUUUCUGUACUCGUUGUCGAUCUCUAAUAUCGGAGGUCCAGAUAGAAUUGUUCCACUGCACCAUUGCGACAAGGGAAUUAAUAAGAUUGACAAUCCUACUGAUUUUACUGCGACUUUUGUAGUAAAUUCCAGGCCGGAUUUAUUCGGGCGUGUUUGGAUGCCAGACUUCAAGUUAGACUUCGAGUAUGUCCUUGGACCGGCACGUCAGUAUGCCAAGGAGUGGAAAUGGGGUAAAACGUCAUUUUCAUUGGCCAGUGGUUGUGAUCUGGCCGAUUUCUGGGGUCGUUCGUAUGCUGAUUUUCCUGGGUUUGUCUGGAACUACAAGGCGAGAUGCGGCGUAAAUCCUUCAUCCACGACAAUUACUAGUUUGAGUUUUUCAAGCAAGGAAACUCCUUCGACUGCUUCUGUUUCUACGUCUUCUGUGAGAUCUUCAGAAGUUACCUCAACAAGAUCAAUUUCAAGUGGAAUCUCAAGUAGUCAGUCCUCGCUGGGACCAGGUGGAUUUACUUCCAGGAGUUCGGGUACAACAGCUUCAACCAUUAGUUCUUUGCAACCAUCUUCAUCGAACACCGAACAUGGCUCUGCGACUGGUACAAGUGGUUCUGCAACCAAAAGCAGUUCAUCUUUUCUAUCAGCUGGCAUUUCGAGCUCUGCAAAGAUUUCGUCUUCUUCUAACGCAGCAGCCAGUUCGUCGAGCUCCCCAGUAAGACCGUCAAUCAUCAGCUCAGCUGCCACUUCCUCAAGUUCUUCAAAGAAACUUUCGAGUUCAAGCGAAGCAGCGAUCUCAUCUACUUCCUUUGAAAGAUCUUCGAUCACUGGCCCUUCCUCUGCAGCUCCAACAAAAUCUGGUAUAUCGUCGAAAGAUUCGGUCUCUACGAGCUUUGCUCAGAGAUCGUCAUCUUCUAGUGCGGCAGCUAGCUCAUCGGGCUCUCCUGUCAGAUCUUCAACCUUUAGCUCAUCCUCUGCAGCUCCAAUGGCAUCUAGUAUGUCGUCAAAAGACUCGAUCUCAACAAAGAUAUCGUCAUCUUCUAGUGCUGCAGUCAGCUCAUCAAGCUCUCCGGUGAGAUCUUCAGCCUUUAGCUCAUCUUCUGGUGCUUUAAGAACAUCUAGUAAAGACUCUGUCUCCACCUUCUCGAGCUCUUUUAAGAUGUCAUAUUCGUCUUCUAACGCAGCAGCCAGCUCGUCAGCAUCUCCAAUGAGAUCUUCAAUCAUCAGCUCAGCUGUCACUACCUCGGAAUCUGUAAAGAGACCUUCGUCUUCUAGUGCAGCAGCUAGCUCAUCAGGUUCUCCAGUUAGAUCUUCGAUUAUCAGCUCAGCUUUCACUUCGUCGGCGUCUGCAAAGAGCCCUUCAUCUUCUAACGCAGCAGCCACUUCGUCGAGCGGUGUGAAGAAGUCUUCAACCUCUGCUUCGGCGGCUGCCAGCUCAAGUGGCCCAGGCUCAGCAUCACCUGGCUUCUCUACGAAAGAUUCGGAUGCCACUUUCUCAAGCAAUAUGAAAGAACCAUCCGUCACCUUUGGCUCAUCUCUCAAAACCGGUGAAUAUUUUUCCACCAGUUCUUAUCUGAAACCAUCAACAGACUCAAGUAGAAAUGCAGCCACCUCUUUGUCAACCGAGAGUUCAGCAAAGCAAUUGCCAAGUUCCUCUGAUUCUUCGAAGAGGACUUCCACAACAAAACCUUCUACCCCAUCAGAUACAGAGAUAAUUACAUCACACUCUAGUUCUUCAAAAAAUGCAGGUACUACUCACUUGGAUACUGUGACCUACUCGACAACUGUAUAUUCCCCAUGGGAAGGUGCCUUCACAAGUACCUAUUUCACCGAAAGAAGGACGGUUCCAGCUCAGAGCGGAUAUGUUGGAGAGGAAGUGAUCUACUUUGUUGAGACUCCCUCUGCCCGUUAUCAAAAUACGACGGUUAAUCCUUCAUCAAGUCGCCAAUCAUCUGAUUCAGCAAAAUCAACUGUAAGAACGGUAUCUUANNNGGGUAUGAGUUCACUUACAACUUCUUCCAACACCGGUUCAACUGGACCGUCAUCGGUCAUCAGUCCAUCAGCUGUUGUCUCAUCGGCUACAAGCGUGCCAUCAGCUAAAGGGUCUUCCACAAACAGUGGAUCAUUGACCAAAACACAGGUUACGACCUCCGUUGCUAGCUCAUUAGCAUCAUCUUCCAACUUCUAUCCAUCUAGUGUCAGUUCUGCUGUGAGAUCCUCAUCAGCAGCGGCUCCAUCUGUUGCAAGCUCCUCAAUAGCCAGCGCUUCAAGGUCUUCUUCCACUGUCAAUACACCAUCCAGUUCUGCUUUGAGAUCUUCAUCAGCAAGCGCUACUCGUUCAGUGAGCAGAAAUUCAGUCUCAAUCUCGUCCUUGGCUGGCUCUUCCAGUACAGUAUCCAGUCCUUCCGAUGGGAAUACAGCAUCUAGCUCUGUUGUGAGAUCUUCAUCACCUGCAACUUCAUCUAUUGCUAGCUCUUCGGUCGCCACUUCUUCUACACCUUCUUCCGCUGCUCAUUCAGUCUCCAGUUCUGCUGUGAGAUCUUCUUCAGCGAAUGCUAGUGCUUCAUCGACUAGGGAUUCAGCCGCAACUGCAUCAGUCGUCAGUUCUUUGAGAUCUUCUUCAGCAGAUGCUAGUCGUUCAUUGACUAGGGAUUCUGCUGCAACUUCAUCAGCCGUCAGCUCGUUGAGGUCUUCUUCCGCCGUUGAUGCACCAUCUAGUUCUGCUUUGAGAGCUUCUUCAGCAGAUGCUAGCGGCUCUUUGACAAGGGACUCAGUUUCAACUUCUUCGGCUGCCAAGUCGUCCAGAUCUUCUUCAACCAGCGCUACGCGAUCAUUAACCAGGGAUAGCGCCGACACUUCUUCCGUUUGGAUCUCCUCUAUAUCUCCUUCUGCUGCACGUUCUUCAGUCGUUACCUUUUCCAGAUCUGCUACAACAAUCAGUCAGCCCAGUAUUAGUUCUUCUGAUACUUUACGUUCUUCAACCAAACGCUCUACUGAAACUCCAACAACCGUUGCCUCUUCGCUAGCCUCGUCAGCCAGUCCAUCGACUACCAGCAACUCGAUCAAGAGUCAAUCUUCACAUCACUCUGACGAGUCUAUCAGAGUCUCAACCACGACUGGCAGUAGUUCGUUUACUCGUGACUCAUUUGGAAGUUCCUCAGUCACUCAAUCAUCAUCAGCGGUUAGGCCAUUGAGCUCCUACUCAAUUAGUGGUAGCUCGUCCAGAAAAACUACAUAUGCAUCAAGCAAGGCCUCAAACCCAUCAAGCGACUUUACAAAUUCGGCUUUUACAGUCACAAAUUUAACUACCAAGAAACCUCAAAGUGGCUCAUCAAGAACGCGGGAUCAAGCAUCGACCGAGGUACCCUCUUUGACUAGAGAUGCAGGUUGGACUGAGACUGGUAUAGCAAGCAAGAGUUCAGCUUCAAAUGCCAUCAGAAGCUCUACUAUGGCUUCAUCAAACACUGGCAUGGCAUCUUGCAGGAUCCCAAUAACUACCACAAUGCAAUCGCUGUCUAGGAGUUCAAGUUUGAGUGAGUUCGAAUCCAAAACUGAAGAGUCAGGCGUCUCUGGAUUCGGUUCGUCAACCGAGACUGGUUCGCCAAACAAACACUCAAUUUCAACUGUGACCGAACCAUUCACGACCGCGAUGGGUCCUUCAACUCCGGCCUCAGCUUUGACAGCUUCGACUAAAUCCGACUCAACCUCCACUAAUGGCGCAAGCACAAGCGAAAUCAGUUUAUUAAGCCAGGAAACAGUACCACCUGUCAUUGCCUCAACAACUGCAUCAUUAACUAGGGAUUCAAUCUCUACCGAAACCAGUUUAUCGAGUAAGGAUUUAACUUUAAUUACAUCCACUUCUAUCAGCACAAUCUCGGUUAAAAGUAGUCAUUUGGCUGUAAACACAGCAGCGACGGAAUCUGGUUUCUCAAGCAAGCCAUCAACUUCAGUCUUAUCCUUCACCAGGGGUAUAACUGAAACCAGCCUACCAAACAAGGAUCCAACCGCUACCGCAACCAUUUCAUCGACUACUGAUUCAGUUCCGACUGAAACAGAUUCUUCAACCAAGGAAGUAACUUCAGAUGCCUCCUACACCGAGGAUUCUGCCUCUGCUUUGACCAGCCCAUUAACCAAUACCCCAGCAUCAACCAUAACGUCCAGCAGCAGUUCCAUUGUUACUAGAAUUGCUUCAUUGAGUAAGGAUUCAACUGAAACCAGAUCCUUCACCAAGAAUGUGGCUGAAAUUGAAGGUACUUCCACAAGUGAGCCAACUGUGACUGCCACAGGUUUGGUGAUUUCCAACAGCAAUGGUGCUGCAACUGAAGUCCCAUCAGACAGAAGCUUCACGACAGCAUACACAGAAAGCUCGAGUGAUAAUAUUGCAAUUACUAAGUCUUCCUCUUCUACACUCGCCUCACCUACUGAUAUUCAAAUCAAUACAAGGAGCGACAUAGUUCAAACUACGUUGAUUUCAUCGUCAUCUGCAGUGAUCACUACUGCACCAACAGCAAGUAUGCACUCUACGUUGCAGCGUACAACGACCAAGGCAUCAUCUCAUUCUAUCACAACAAAUUACCAAGGUUCAGGGUCCCGCUUAGAUUUCAGAUCCCCAUGGUUAUAUUUGGCGAUGAUACCAAUGGCUAUCCUAUGA
Molecule: messenger RNA, 4959 nt
Organism: Torulaspora delbrueckii
Lineage: Eukaryota; Fungi; Ascomycota; Saccharomycetes; Saccharomycetales; Saccharomycetaceae
Exons: 1
Coding region: 1-4959 (1652 amino acids)
Biological process (GO): flocculation
Source: RefSeq, a predicted model, not a curated record